AUGGAACAGCAAUUGGGGCAAGUAUUAUCUCAAAUGUUAGAAACUAUUCGAGGAAUUCAAGUACAACAAGCGCAAUUACAACAACAAUUACAAAAUACGGAUAAAUCGUAUAAGAACACAGUUAUUGAAGGAAGAAUCUUUGUAAUUGACCGCGAAGUAGACACCGUAGUUGGAAGAGAAUGGCUUAGAAAAUUGAACUUAAAUUUUGAAUUAAAUACAAUAUACAAAGAAGAACAAGACAUAACAGAGAAAGAAUUCAAAUAUAAAUUACAAACAUUAUUAGAAGAAUAUAAAGAGUUAUUUACAGAAGAAAUAGGUGAAAUUAAAGAUUAUCAAGCAGCAUUUAAAUUGAAAGAAGGUUCAGUUCCAGUUUACUUAAAGCCACGCCCAGUACCAUUUGCAUUGAAAAAUCAAGUAGAGGCAGAAAUUGACAGAUUAGAAAAAGAAGGCAUAUUAGAAAAGGUUACAUACUCACAGUGGGGUACACCAAUUGUCCCCGUGAUGAAACACAAUGGAAAGGUACGACUAUGUGCCGACUACAGAGCUACAUUAAAUAAAAACCUAGAGAAUGACAAUUAUCCAAUUCCCCGAGUUGAAGAGAUAUUUUCAAAGCUCAGCGGUGGUAAAUAUUUUUGUACAUUGGACAUUAACCAAGCGUAUUUACAUAUGAAGACAAAUGAUGAUACAGCAGAGAUGCAAGCCAUAAGUACAUGUAAGGGCACAUACAAAGUAAGAAGACUGAUGUUCGGUGUGAAAAUAGCACCAAAUGUUUGGCAAAGAUACAUGGAUCAGACACUACAAGGAUUAGACGGUACAGCUUGUUUUUUCGAUGAUAUCGCUUUACAAGGACAUUCAUACAUACAAUUACUACAAAGAAUCCGAAAGAAAGAUACAAAAUUUAUAUGGAAUAAAGAAUGUGAACAAGCAUUUCAAGAGUUGAAAAAUGAACUAUGUGGAGAAAGAGUACUUAUACCAUUCCAUGAGAACUUACCUGUCACAUUAGCUACAGACGCAUCUCCUACAGGAUAUGGAGCUGUUUUAUCACACAUUAUGCCGGAUAAAACUGAACGACCUAUAGCAUUUGCAUCAAGAUCUUUAACUAAAGCAGAAAAAGGUUACAGUCAGUUGGAUAAAGAAGCAGCAGCUCUAGUAUGGGGAUUAAAGAAAUUUUUUCAAUAUUGUUACGGCAGGAAGAUAUUACUCAUUGUAGAUAAUCAACCAUUAGCUAGAAUUUUACACCCAGAGAAAGUUACACCAGCUACAACAGCCAUACGACUAGUACACUAUGCAAACUUUUUAGCAGGAUUUGACUAUGAGAUACGAUUAAGGAAGACUACAGAACAUGCGAAUGCCGACUAUUUUUCAAGAAUACAAUAUACAGAUGCAACUGAUAGGAAUGAGACAAUGACAGACGAUGAAGCGUUUUGCCUAAAUCAAAUUGCAGAAAUGCCAGUUUCAUUAAAGGAAAUAAGAGAAGCUACAGCCACUGACCCUGAGUUACAAAAAUUAUACAUAGAUAUACAGUCAGGAAGAGAAGAUACAGAAAGACUAUACGAAUGUUCAUUACAAAACAAUUGCAUAUUUUAA
This is a messenger RNA of Colias croceus (clouded yellow), 1587 nucleotides long. RefSeq lists its product as uncharacterized. Bases 1 to 1587 code for a protein of 528 amino acids. The transcript has 3 exons. The record is from RefSeq and is a predicted model, not a curated record. NCBI's taxonomy places the organism in Eukaryota, Metazoa, Arthropoda, Insecta, Lepidoptera, Pieridae.